Messenger RNA from Oryza brachyantha (malo sina), 1059 nucleotides. RefSeq lists its product as uncharacterized. The transcript has 4 exons. NCBI's taxonomy places the organism in Eukaryota, Viridiplantae, Streptophyta, Magnoliopsida, Poales, Poaceae. The record is from RefSeq and is a predicted model, not a curated record. The coding region runs from base 1 to 957 and encodes 318 amino acids.
AUGCGUGGUGCUCAGCUGCCGUGGGAGUGUGGGACUGAAGAGGAAGGUAGGAUGGUGAACUGGGUAGAAGUACAAAGGAAGUUGCUGGGUUUGCUGGCCGAAUACUCCAGGCUGCGGCGGCUCGACGUCGCCGUCGACGAUGCCGGCACGAUCAUGAGCUUCUGGGCGCCGAAAGACAAAGCAGCACCCGGUGAGCGGAGGAGCUCCGUCGUGCUCGUGCACGGCUUCGCCGGCGAUGGCAUCGUGACGUGGGGGCUCCAGGUCCCCGCGCUAGCCAAGCUCCACGACGUGUAUGUGCCGGACCUGCUCCACUUCGGCGGCUCGGCUUCCCCGUCGCCCGACCGGUCCACGGGGUUCCAGGCGGCGUGCAUCGCGGCGGCGCUGCGGAAGCUCGGCGUGGAGAGGUGCACGGUGGUGGGGUUCAGCUACGGCGGGUUCGUGGCGUUCAGGAUGGCCGAGGCGGACCCCGGUCUCGUCCGGUCGAUCGUCGUCUCCGGCUCGGCCGUCCACAUGACAGACGCCAUGAACGACGCGCUGCUAGCCCGGCGAGGCGCCAGGACGGUCGGCGAACUUCUGCUACCGGAGUCCGUCGAGCGGCUCAGGUCGCUCUUCUCCGCCGCCAUCUACCGGAGGCUUUGGCUUCCUGAUUGCCUGCUCAGGGACUUCCUCGAGGUGAUGUUCACGAACCGAAAAGAGAGAGGUGAGCUGCUCGAAAAUCUGGUGAUAAGUGACGCUGACGCGACAGUCCCUGACUUCCAGCAGAAAAUUCUGCUGCUUUGGGGUGAGAAUGACGACUUCUUCACCAUGGAAAUGGCGAAGAAGCUGAAGGAGGAGCUGGGAGAGAAGGCGACGCUGCGGAGCAUAAGCAAGGCCGGGCAUCUGGCCCAUCUAGAGAGGCCUUGCGUCUACAACCGCAUCCUCAUGGAGUUCCUGCAGUCUCAUGGCGACGCCGUCUGAUCUCUCCACUGCCAAGUGCCACUGUUUGUUCAUGAUUUCCUCUGUAUCCUCUUUUUUUAUCCGACGUUGCGACUUGCGAAUUGAAUUAAAUUUUCCUUGACA